Messenger RNA from Diorhabda carinulata, 1149 nucleotides. RefSeq names its product sorting nexin-16 (gene Snx16). Gene Ontology annotation, biological process: protein targeting to lysosome; early endosome to late endosome transport; endosome to lysosome transport. The record is from RefSeq and is a predicted model, not a curated record. Lineage: Eukaryota; Metazoa; Arthropoda; Insecta; Coleoptera; Chrysomelidae. The transcript is spliced from 6 exons. Gene Ontology annotation, cellular component: extrinsic component of endosome membrane; early endosome; late endosome. Gene Ontology annotation, molecular function: phosphatidylinositol binding. Bases 244 to 1077 code for a protein of 277 amino acids.
CAAAAAUCAAAAUAAUCUUUUUCUUCAAUCCCCUUUUAGUUUACUAGUUUUUGUUUUGUUCUUUGUUGCUUCGAAGCACUUUUUGAUUGUUAGCGAUUACUAUGUGACAUUCAUUCAAUUAUUAAGUUCAUUUAAUUACAUCACAUUUGAGUUGUCUAAUUAAAAGUUUAAUCGUAUUGCAAAUAUGUGUCUUUAACAAAUACAGUAAUUAUUGUAGUUAAGUUGAUUAAUUUUAUUACAAAAAUGUGUGAUAGUUCAACUGGUGAUUCAUCUCCUCCACAACAUACAAUUUCUAUAAGUAAAUUGGAUAAUGAUAUAACUGAAAAAACAGAAGAAAUCACUACAACCGAUUCAGAAGAAUAUUUAUCCGAAACUCUCAGAUAUAAAAACUUUCAGUAUUCACAAUCUAAUGUUUCUAAUAUAACUUUAUCAUUACAAAAUUCAAGAAUUGAAGAGGAAAAUGGUAAUGGUGAUACUUCUAUCCCCAAUGGACAUAUUAUUUCAAGUAAUAUUCAGAUUCCUAUUGUUGGAUAUGAGAUUAUGGAAGAGAGAGCUAGAUUUACAGUCUACAAGUUGAAAGUUGAGAAUAAAUUGACGGGUGGUUUCUGGUAUGUCUUCCGGCGUUAUACGGACUUCGUCCGUUUGUGCAACAGGCUAAAAAACAGAUACCAGGAUAUAGUACAACAUUUACCUAGAAAAAGAUGGCUGAAGAAUAAUUUCGAUCCCAUUUUUUUAGAAGAAAGAGUAAAUGGCUUACAAACUUUAGUGAAUGCUAUUUUAAAUGUACCUGAACUAAUUGGAUCACAAGAAAUUCAAGACUUUUUUUGUUUAAAUGAACCUCCUGUAUACUCUGAAACUAGUGAAGAAACCAAAGCAAUAUUCGAAGCCUUAGAAGAUACUAUUAGUGAACUCAAACAACAAAUUCGUGAGAAAGAUACUUCUAUUGAUUCCUUAGAAAUGAAGUUACAUUCCCUAGUGACUGAAAAUGACAAUUUAAGAAAACUAAUCAGUAAUUCGAUGAUGAGCUGUCAAAAAUGUCAAAAAGAAUGCGAGAAUUUUCAAAAGUUAUCAAAAUAAAGUUUAAUUCUUUCAUCGUUAAUAAAAAUUUGUAUGUGAUUAUAUGUUGACUAAAUCAAAUAUUUUUAUGAG